This is a messenger RNA of Equus caballus (horse), 279 nucleotides long. The record is from RefSeq and is a predicted model, not a curated record. Lineage: Eukaryota; Metazoa; Chordata; Mammalia; Perissodactyla; Equidae.
AUGGGGUUUGUAAUUGAACACUGUAAGGUGGUGGAUGAUUAUAGGGUCUGCAGUUUAGAUGGCUAUCUGGCAGUAAGAGGUGGUUUGGCUUCUUCUGAGAACCAUUGUCUCAAUGUGUCUGGCAUUUGCAGAAGAGACAUCUGCAAAAGGAUGGAAGACCUGCUUGGUAACUGCCGAAGAAGGUGGAAAUGCUGUAGACCAUGGUGGAUUCUCAUGCCAGUUCCAACCCCAAUUAUCUAUUCAGACUACCAACCACCGUUUAAGCCUAAAUUGAAAUGA